UAGGCAAAUUGUGAAAGCCGAUACCAUCUCUAAAGAGUUUUUAGUUUCAUGAAUAUGCAAUUCAAAAUGAAAUCUUUCCUUCCUUCCUUUGCAGUCUUCUUAUUUCUCCUGUUUGCUAAUACUAAUGUAGCAGCAAGAAAAGACCUAAGGGACUCCUGGAGAGCUGUAAUGAAAGAUCAAUCCCUGCCAGAGGCAAUAGAAGUUCUUGUUCAAGUUGACACUGAUAAAGAAGCUGAUUGCCACACACCUGCAACCAUUGAGCGCCAGGGAGAAAAGAUCUUCGUCAGGGACUUCAAAACAGGAUCACCUGGUGUUACAGCAGUCUACAAGAACAAUGACAUCAAACCAACACAACACAAAUCCCCAUUUAGGGAAGAGGAGAUUUUUGUGAAGGAUUUUGAAACAGGAUCCCCUGGUGGUGCUACAGUGCUCUACAGCAAUGAUGGCAUUAAUCCAGCUGAAGACAAAUCCUUGUCUAAGAAAGAUAACAUUUUUGUUAAGGAUUUUGAAACAGGAUCUCCUGGUGUUACAGUAGUCUACGGCAACAAUGGCAUCAAACCAACAGCAGGCAAAUCCUUGUCUAGGGAGGAAAGCAUUUUCGUUAAGGAUUUCAAAACAGGAUCCCCUGGUGCUUCAGUAGUCUAUGGCAACAAUGGCAUCAAACCAACAGGAGACAAAUCCUUGUUCAAGGAAGAAAACAUCUUUGAUUUCGAAACAGGAUCUCCUGGUGCUACAGUAGUCUAUGGCAACAAUGGCAUCAAACCAACAGCAGACAAAUCCUUGUUCAAGGAAGAAAACAUCUUUGUUAAGGAUUUUGAAACAGGAUCUCCUGGUGCUACAGUUUUCUACAACAAUGACAUCAAACCCCAGUAGAAGAGAGAGCCAGUGCCUAAUAUGUCAGUUUACCAUGACUGAAGGCAAUGGCCUCACAAUGAUAAUGAGUACCUAUGUUCUGAUCAGUAUCACGCUCUACGAAAGUGUGUUCCUGUGUUAUGGACCUUUAAAGCGUCCUAUGUGACCAUGUUAAUGAUUGAAUAAGAUCCACAUAUAUAUGGUUCUCUAGUCUCUACAAAACAAGCUAGAAAUCUCAUAAGUUCCAUUUAGUUUGAUGAUCAGUUUAAAUACAAUGAAAGCAAACACCUGCA
Molecule: messenger RNA, 1145 nt
Organism: Rubroshorea leprosula
Lineage: Eukaryota; Viridiplantae; Streptophyta; Magnoliopsida; Malvales; Dipterocarpaceae
Source: the annotation of a GenBank genome assembly